AUGCAAGAAGCAGAACAGGUCAUUGUAUUUUCUAUGUUCUGGGCUCUACUGCACCCCCUGCUGGUUGGGAGUACUCCUUUUUCUCAGGAACUGUUUCCGAGAGACUGUGCUGAUGUCUAUGCUAAUGGUCACACAGUCAGUGAAGUGUACGCAAUUUACCCUGCAGGGGAAACACCUGUACAGGUGUAUUGUGACAUGGGCUGCUGGGGAAGCCAAAUAGACGAUGGGAAUUGGACAGUGAUUCAGAGGAGAAUUGACGGCAAUGUGAGUUUCUACCGGCCAUGGGAGCAGUAUAAGGAAGGAUUUGGUAAUGCCGCGGGUGAAUACUGGCUAGGUCUGGAGAACAUCUUCCUCAUGACCAACACUGACAAGUACAUGCUGAGAGUGGACAUGGAGGAUUUUGAGAAAGGCAGUGCCUACGCCCAGUACACUUUGUUCUACAUCGACUCAGAGUCCAGCUACUACAGGCUGAACAUCGGUGGCUACGUCAAUGGAGGAGCAGGUGAUUCCUUGUCCUAUGUGAAUGGGAGGUAUUUUUCAACCUUUGACAAAUCCUACUCAGGAAGCUGUCCGGAGACGUACAAUGGAGGUUUCUGGUACAACUACCACUACUUCUACUACUACUACUACUACAGAUAUUAUACGUGUCACAUAGCCAACCCCAACGGCCUGUACAAGUACGGACAUGUGAGCACACCAAACACGGGGAUCAUAUGGCAGUCCAGGAAAAAUUACUACUACUCUCUGAAGACCAUCACAAUGAAGAUCAGGCAGAUUGGUCCGGAAGAUCUUGAACGUCUUUAACUUUCCAGGCAUGGAAUGACAGAAGAUAAAAUAGUUUCCUCAUUUCCAAUUUGAUGCUGUACAAUGGCUUUUGUCUGCGAAAAAUG
Neoarius graeffei (lesser salmon catfish) is the source of this 890-nucleotide messenger RNA. RefSeq names its product microfibril-associated glycoprotein 4-like. Bases 1 to 804 code for a protein of 267 amino acids. The record is from RefSeq and is a predicted model, not a curated record. NCBI's taxonomy places the organism in Eukaryota, Metazoa, Chordata, Actinopteri, Siluriformes, Ariidae. The transcript has 5 exons.